AGACCACCCUCGCAUCUCAGCAUUCAGCUUACUAUCGGUCUCUGUCUUUGCCGGCUCAUAUCAUGGCGGCAGUGAGCAAUGGGAAUACUCCGUUGCCGGAAGAGGUGAGCAAACCCCCCGAGGGUGUAGUCUUGCCACCCAAGGAUAUUCGAGCAAUCGUCGAGAAAACCGCCGGCUACGUUGCUCGAAACGGCCCUGUCUUCGAAGACCGUGUCCGCGAAAAGGAACGCAACAACCCCAAGUUCUCCUUCCUCAAUCCAGAAGAUGCAUACGGCCCGUUCUACCAAUGGCGCCUCGUAGAGAUCAGGGAAGGACGAGGGACAGCCGUCUCCGCUGGUCGCGCCGGCGAGUCCGGCGCGGCCAGUGAGCCCGCAAAGCCGCAGGGACCGCCCGAACCGCCCGAGUUCCAUUUCUCCGCGCGGAUGCCCAUCAUCAACGCGCAAGAUCUCGAGGUCGUCAAGCUGACGGCCUUGUUCGUCGCCCGACGAGGCAAAUCGUUCAUGACGGCGCUGUCGCAGCGCGAAGCGCGCAACUUCCAAUUCGACUUCCUCCGCCCGCAACACAGCUUGUACUCGUACUUCACGCGACUAGUGGACCAGUACAUCAUCCUCCUCCGCGCCGAGGGCAUCGACGCCGCGACAACGGAGCAGAGACGCAUCGCGGAUCUGGAGCGCAACACGCAGAACAAGUGGCACAUGCUCGAGCGGGCCAAGCAGCGCGCGGAGUGGGCCAAAUACCAGGAGCAGCAGAAGCAGAAGAAGGAGGAAGCGGAGGAGCAGGAGCGGAUCGCUUACGCGGAGAUCGACUGGCACGAUUUCGUGGUGGUCGAAACGGUGCUCUUCACGGACACGGACGAUCAGAUCGAGCUGCCGCCGCCGACCUCGCUCAACGACCUGCAGUCGGCCUCGCUAGAGCAGAAGGCGAUGAUGUCGCUCAACCCGCUGCGCAUCGAAGAGGCCAUGCCCACCGACUUCGGCGCCGAAACCUACUACAACGCCUACCCGCACCCGCACUUCCCCGAACAGGUCUCGCAGCCCUUCGUCCCCGAGCCCACCCCAGCCCCCCCGGUCAACCCUGUCGCCGGGCCCGUCUUCCCCCCGCACGUCGGCCUCCCCUUACCGAUUGCGCCGCCGCGGCCCACGGCCCCGGCCUCAGCCUUCUCAGCCGCCCACCAGGAAGAAGAGCGACGGAUUCGCGAACGCAUGGAAGCACGCGACCAAGCCGCGGCGCUCAAAGCCAGUCAGCAGCAGCAUCAACAACAACAACAACAACAACAACAACCACCGAUGCGCAUCCGUCAGGAUUACGUUCCUCGCGCACAGGCCCGCCGCCAGGGCGCCAGCGGCGCCACAGCGCUGUGUCCGAACUGCCACCAGCAGAUCCCCGUCGCCGAGCUGGAGCAGCACAUGCGCAUUGAGUUGCUCGACCCGCGCUGGAAGGAGCAGCGCGCCAAGGCCGAGUCCCGCAGCGCCACGACGAACCUGUCGACCGCGGACGUCGUCAACAACCUUAAGCGUCUGGCCAGCCAACGCAGCGACGUUUUCGACGCGUCGACCGCUAACGGCGCCGCCGCACCUACCGCCGCCGAGGACGACGCCCGCCGGAAGAAGAUGGCCUACGAAGGUGCGCACGGGCAGGGUCCCGUCCCCGUCGGGCCCAUGGGUGGUCCACCCAACCCGCAGACCAUGAGCGUGGAGGAGCAGAUCCGCCGGAUCCACGAGCGACAGGGCGGUAUGCAUCGGUAGACGAGGGUACCUUCACGGGAAGAAGGAGACGUAUCUUCGGGGUCGUUUUCCAGAGUUGUUGAUUCGCUUACACUGGGUAUGGUAUAGCGCAUUGGGGAAAUUCGCGGUCUUUCUUUUUUUUUUUCUCUCAAAUUUGUUUCAUCCAUGGAGGGCGUUAUCAGUUUAUUCUUGCUGCACCUUUUUCAUCCUCUUAUUGGAGUAUGUAUAACUUAACUCACCGGUCUUUUAUGGAUGCAAAGACACGGAACGCAACGGCUAUCCGCU
This is a messenger RNA of Aspergillus homomorphus CBS 101889, 2009 nucleotides long. RefSeq names its product putative pre-mRNA splicing factor. The transcript has 3 exons. Bases 63 to 1745 code for a protein of 560 amino acids. Gene Ontology annotation, molecular function: RNA binding. The record is from RefSeq and is a predicted model, not a curated record. Gene Ontology annotation, biological process: regulation of alternative mRNA splicing, via spliceosome; mRNA cis splicing, via spliceosome. Lineage: Eukaryota; Fungi; Ascomycota; Eurotiomycetes; Eurotiales; Aspergillaceae. Gene Ontology annotation, cellular component: U2-type prespliceosome; catalytic step 2 spliceosome; U2 snRNP.